AUGCAGUUGUAUCAAGGGCUGCCAAUUAUUACCAACAAAAUUACGCAGGAUGAAAUGAAGGGUGUGCCUCACCACUUACUGGGUCAGAUCGGGCUUCAAGAAGAGACGUGGACGGUUGGAAGGUUUGUAGAGAAUGCUCUCGGAGUGAUUAAAGAAAUCCGCAGCAGAGGGAAGCUACCGAUUCUAGUGGGUGGCACUCACUACUACACUCAGUCUCUUCUAUUUGAAGAUGCAUUGGCCGACCAGCCGACCCUUGAGGAGAGCAGUAUGAGCGGCGGAUUCCCCAUCCUGAACGAGCCAAACGAGGUGAUCCUGGAAAAGUUGAGGGAAGUGGACCCCAUCAUGGCGGAUCGGUGGCAUGCGAACGACCGACGAAAGAUUCAACGCUCCCUGGAGAUAUAUCUCAAGACCGGAAAACCUGCUUCUCAAGUCUAUAGUGAGCAACGUCUAAACAGGGAACCGUUGUCGAACCCGGAUGACAGUGAAGCUAUGAUGAACAGCAGCGCCCCUGGCAUUCGAUUCUCCACGCUUCUGUUCUGGGUACACGCCUCCAAGGAUGUCCUGAAUGCUAGGCUCGAGUCUCGGACUGUAAAGAUGCUGGAAAGAGGCCUUUUGAAGGAAGUAGAAACCCUGACGGAGUUCCGCAACGACUUUGAAGCCAAAACCGGCCAAGCAGUUGACCAAACCCGGGGAAUCUGGGUAUCAAUUGGAUAUAAAGAGUUCCUUGGCUAUCAGGCGGCGCUCACAACAGGCAAAAGUGAGGCGGACCUGGACAAGCUUCGGCUCGCAGCCAUUGAAAAGACACAGGCAGCCACCCGGCAAUACGCCAAGCGUCAGUUACGUUGGAUUCGGAUAAAGUUACUGAAUGCGCUCUUCCAAGCUGGUCAAAGGGAUAGGUUGUUUCUUCUGGAUGGCUCGGAUCUCUCCAAUUGGGAAGAAACAGUCUGGGAACCGGCAAGAGAUAUUACGAAGAAGUUUCUCGGUGGAGAGCAACUCCCUGUUCCAACAGACUUAUCACCAUUGGCGAGCGAGAUGCUCAUCCCAAAGAGAGAUUAUGAUCUCUCACAGCGGCCGGAUCUUUGGCAAAGAAGAGUUUGUGAGACUUGCGGUACUAUUGCUGUGAACGAGAAUGAUUGGAGGUUGCAUAUCAAUAGCCGCGGCCAUCGACGAGCCUUGGGAAAGGUCAAAAAGGAGGAGGAAAAGCGAGGGAAAAGCAGAUCCGCGCAGGCCGAUCUGAUCGACGUACUGGAAACAUACCAGAAGAUCCUCUCAGAAGAUGAGCCGGUGACAUGA
Westerdykella ornata is the source of this 1293-nucleotide messenger RNA. Its product is annotated as IPPT-domain-containing protein. The coding region runs from base 1 to 1293 and encodes 430 amino acids. The record is from RefSeq and is a predicted model, not a curated record. The transcript has 2 exons. Gene Ontology annotation, molecular function: tRNA dimethylallyltransferase activity. NCBI's taxonomy places the organism in Eukaryota, Fungi, Ascomycota, Dothideomycetes, Pleosporales, Sporormiaceae. Gene Ontology annotation, cellular component: mitochondrion. Gene Ontology annotation, biological process: tRNA modification.